AUGGCAGCGGUGGGAUCCAUAGUCAGAACCGGAGAAAAUGGCCAUCACACCCCUUCUGAGUCGGCCUGGAAGCUGGAAAGAAAAAAGGAUACAAACUUGAAAGCAAGUUGCGCCAGCAGGAACAUCCGCUUAGAGAGUCGAACGGAGUUACAUCUGAAUAUUGUAAUCGAACACGUGUUCUCGCUUAGCGACAUGGAUAACAGCAUGUUACCGAGUAGGGAGAGACGCGACGAUAACUUACUACGCCCGACAGACAUGAGAUCUGACAUAUUUGACAAUUGGCGAUCAAAUGUUGUCGAUGGUUCUUGCAUACAGAAUAGGAAAUCUACAACUCAUAAUAUUAUAAAGGAAACAUGUGCAGUGCUAAGCCAGGUUUCAUUGUCAAUAUACAUAAAAGUUCCUCCUGAAGAUGAUUGGAAACAUAUUAGCAAUGAUUUUUUAGCCAAUUGGAAUUUGCCGAAUUGUAUAGGUAUAAUUGAUUAUGGUAAACACAUAACUAUACAAGCACCAUCAAAUUCUGGAUCAAUGUAUUUUAAUUACAAAAAAACAUUCAGCAUUGUUUUAAUGACUGCUGGUGAUAGCAAAUACAAAUUCACUUUGAUCGAUGUUGAUGCAUUUGGAAGUGAAAGUAAUGGAGGAAUCCUUUCCAGAUCAGCGUUUGAUAAGGCCUUGUAUGACCCUCCCAAAUAAGAAGGAAGAGUGUGUGUCACAGCGGGGCCCGACCACGAACCAGU
This is a messenger RNA of Pogonomyrmex barbatus (red harvester ant), 734 nucleotides long. RefSeq lists its product as uncharacterized. NCBI's taxonomy places the organism in Eukaryota, Metazoa, Arthropoda, Insecta, Hymenoptera, Formicidae. The record is from RefSeq and is a predicted model, not a curated record.